UACAGCAUCAGGAACAAAUGAUUUUCAUGUUUAACACAAAUUUUAAACAAUAUUCGGAAUAUGACAAGAAACAUUAUUUCCAGCUAGUGGUAACGACAAAUUAAUUUAACAAAUAUGGCAACACUUUCCACACACGUGCUCAAAACAAAACAAAACACUCAUACAGCUGCGAGAGAACUCCAAUCAUUUGUUGUUUUCUUAUUAAACUAAAUAAAUAAAUUGUUUCAAAAUAGUGAAGAAAUAUGGAAAAUCAAGAAGUUGAAAUGGAAUACAUUGAAGCUGAAGAUGAUGAAGAUUCAGAUGAUAUGGAAAACGAUAGCGAUGAAGGCGAACCAAACAAACCAAAGGAAGUAUAUUUGCCGGGUAAACCUUUAGACAAGGAUGAGGAAUUGGUUUGUGAUGAGUCUGCAUAUGUUAUGUUACAUCAAGCUUCGACCGGUGCACCUUGUCUCAGUUUUGAUAUUAUACCCGAUGAAUUGGGAGAGACACGAGAAAAAUUUCCAUUGACUGCAUACAUGGUGGCUGGGACACAAGCAGCUCGCACACAUGUCAAUAAUUUAAUUGUGAUGAAAAUGGAUAAUUUGCAUAAAACGCAAGAUGAUGAUAACGAUGAUGAUAAUAAUGAAGAGCUGGAAGACGAUGAAGAUGAUGUGCCGAAUAGAGAACAACAUAAACAACCGAAUAUGACAUGUGCGCUUAUUAAACAUCAGGGCUGCGUAAAUCGUAUACGCGCAAAACGUAUCGGUAACACAGUUUUUGCAGCAAGUUGGAGCGAACUUGGACGUGUUAAUAUAUGGAAUUUAUCCAAACAAUUACAAGCUAUAGAAGAUGCACAAUUGCUUAAACAAUAUGAACGUGAGGUGGCAAAUGAACCAGUACAACCAGUUUACACAUUUAGUGGUCAUCAGAAAGAGGGAUUUGCUGUUGAUUGGAGCAGUUGUACAGAAGGUGUUUUAGCUACUGGCGAUUGCAAACGUGAUAUACACAUUUGGAGUCCACAAGAAGAUGGCAGUUGGAAAGUAGAUCAACGCCCUUUAGUGGGGCAUACAGCAUCUGUUGAAGACCUACAAUGGAGUCCAAAUGAAAGCAGUGUAUUGGCUUCAUGUUCUGUUGAUAAGACUAUACGUAUUUGGGAUUGUCGUGCCGCGCCACAAAAAGCUUGCAUGUUAACCUGUGACAAUGCACAUCAGAGUGAUAUAAAUGUCAUUUCUUGGAAUCGUACUGAACCUUUUAUAGCAAGUGGCGGUGAUGAUGGAUUUUUACAUAUUUGGGAUCUACGUCAAUUUCAAACUAAAAAACCCAUUGCUACAUUUAAACAUCAUACUGAUCAUGUCACUACUGUAGAGUGGAAUCCACGCGAUGCGACAGUUUUAGCUUCUGGCGGAGAUGAUGAUCAAAUUGCGCUUUGGGAUUUAGCAGUUGAGAAAGAUGCUGAUCAAGAGGUUACACAAUCACAAAACGAUGAUGAAAUAAAUAAUCUACCACCGCAAUUACUUUUUAUACAUCAAGGUCAAAAAGAGAUUAAGGAACUGCAUUGGCACCCACAACUCCCCGGUGUGAUACUGUCAACUGCAAAUAGUGGAUUUAAUAUCUUUCGCACGAUAAGCGUUUAGGUUAUAGCUGGCUUUUUUCUCUGUUAUUGUAUAAACAAUGGCUUGUUGAUAAAAUCUAAUAAAAUAACUCAAACAUGAUUGUUGGAAAAGUUAUUAUCUGAAAUAACAAAUACAAAUGUAUAAGUGUAAAAUAUGUAUAAUUUAUUAAAAUAUGCAA
Molecule: messenger RNA, 1770 nt
Organism: Teleopsis dalmanni
Lineage: Eukaryota; Metazoa; Arthropoda; Insecta; Diptera; Diopsidae
Product: glutamate-rich WD repeat-containing protein 1
Exons: 2
Coding region: 243-1613 (456 amino acids)
Molecular function (GO): protein binding
Source: RefSeq, a predicted model, not a curated record